AUGUCCACCCCUAAUCCCGUAGCCGAACUUGGUGCCAAGGGUCUGGGCUGUGGUGAAGCAGAAGAACAAUUCACAGAUGGACACCCCUGCCCCCAGCACAGCCGCUUCUGGCCCUCGCUGCUGGGCGAGAGUCUGCACCACGCGCACCUGCCCCCGCCCCCCAGAGCGCUCGGCGGGCCCGACGCCCUCCUGGACGACCGUCAACACCUGCCGCUCGGUUCCAGAGACCCAGCCAAGAAGGACGUAAGGGCUCUUGUCUCCAGCCCGGGGUCCGAGGGUCGAGGCCUGCUCCUCGAGAGCUAUGUGACAUUGCAAGUCGACUGCCGGCCCUGUGUCCGUUUCUCCACCCGCGACGAGGCAGCGAGCGAGCAGGCCCCUCGGAGCAGCCCCGGUCAGGAGGGGGCAGGGGGCUGGGGGCCGCUCCCGCCAGAACCUUCCGUCAGGGAAGAGCCCACACAGCCUGAUCCUAGCAGCUUCCUGGCAGCCCUCCCGGCACUGGGCCUUUCCAGCAGCCGCCUUCCAGGGGGCCACGCAGGGCGGCUGGACCCUGUCUCAGCUGCGGUGGGCAUGGUGCCCGGCGGGGAGGGAGAUGGACGGUCAGACAGGAAGGCUGAGCAAGGCUUCCACGCAGAGGUCCGGCUGGUGGGCCGGGGUCGGUGGGCAGCGAGGGCCACAGGGACAGCAGUCGUGUGGGACCAGACUGAACCCAGCCACAGGUGCCUGAGUGACAUGGACACUGGCCACCAGCUCAGCGACCUCAUGACUCCUGGAGGCUGGGCGCCCAUGAUGCAGGAGGAGGGAUGUUUCUCAUCAUCCAACGGAGCAAACAACCCACCCAAGGAACUCUGGCGGCAGGGCUUGUCCCCCCAGCGAGAGGACAUCUGGGUGACGACACCCCCAGGCAGACGGAGUCCCGAGACGCAGGAGUCACAUGGACGCUCUGCUCUGGUGUACGCACCGGGCACCCCCCCUCCCCAGGGACCAGGUGUGGGCUCAGAUGCGUCGCGGCCCCCAGCAGGCCGGCAGGUGUUUCCCGGGAGUGACAGCCCCUCGGAAGCCUCUUACUCGCCAAGCCUCCGCCCCCCAGUUUGGGCAGCCCUGCGCUCUGCUGUGAGCCUGGCCUUUCUGCUGCCCGGCUACGCUGAGCUCAGCGGGGAGAUCUGGCUUCUAGACCCACGUUCUGGGCAGGGCCUUUCCGUUAUUUUGAACCCGUUUAACGUCGUGACCCAGAACUCAGAGAACUGCACUCAUAAUAGGCCGUCGUGGGGCGGCGGGGGAGGGGUCGCCAGGGUGCUGGGGUGUGAGCGGCUCUCACCCGGCACCGUCCUCCACCUCGGCCUGGAGCUACCCAGUGACGCCCUCUUCAGUCUGACCCGGAGUGACCUCGCGGGCACCACGCUGCCGCGGAAGCUGAGAGGCCGCCCCCGGCUCCAAACGCCCCUCAGCCCGCCCUGCCCUCCUGGUGCCUGGAGCCACUAUCCGGACCCGGGCUGCUCUCUGAGCCCCCCAGCCCCGGCGCCCGAUCUGGGCUCAGAGGGCGAGUGUGGGAGCCCCCUGGGCUCGGCUCGGACGGGGAGGGCGCAGGGAGCGCUUAGGAUCCUAGUUGGCAGAAUUCGCAGACCCUCUCCUGGGUUCAGGUCCGCGCCCCGGCUCCGCGCCCGGGCCAGAGAAGGCAAUGCUGGGAGGGCGGCCGUGCGGCAGGAAGGGGCGAGGAAAGGGCACCCGCGCGCCGGGGACUCGCCCACGUCCCGCGCCCUCUUCGCGGAGCCGGGUGCGCCCACAGCCAGCCAGGGAGGAUCCGACACAGACAGACGGGGCGGCAGCUGGAACCAGGCUCCGGCCAAGGACGUCCGGACCUCCAUGAAAGCGCACGAAGCUGGCAGAGCCCGCGCGCGCCUGCGGCCGGGCGCCGGCCCAGCGCGGGACUUGGAGCCUGACGGGGGGCCGGGGGCGGCGCCCAGCCCAGCCCCGCCCGCCGCUCCGGCGGCCGGGGGCCCUCUGCGCAACCGAGCAGAGACCGCGCGCGCCGGACUGUCGCCGCUCCAGGACAGUGUGGAAGCCCGCGCCCCCGGCCCCGUUCCGGCCCCGGGACCCUCCCCUGUGGGUCCCCGGCCCCACCGCGCGCGCAGCUUCACCUCGGGGCCCCCGACUCCGCGGGCUGCCGCUCGGCUCGCCGGGCCGGCGGCCUCCUCCAGGAGGAGCGCGGCGUUUCUGGAGCCCGCAGCCCGCGGAGUCCGGCACCGCCCCGCGCACCGCCCCCGGCCCGGCCCGGCCCCGGCGAUCCGCCCGGCUGCUGUGGCGCGGCGCCCCCUCGCGCCCGGCCGCGUGUCCUUAGGGCGAGCGGAUCCCUGGGCGCGGCGGUUCGGCCGGGAGCCCAGGGACGUGUCCACUCAGGGCGAACUCUCGGGGGCGCACGAGGCGCGGACCCCGAUCUGCGCCCCGCGCCCACCGACGCAGGGGCGGAUCCAGAGGCGCAGAGACCCCCGCCCCCUCCAUAACCACACGCGGAAGCGGCCCUUGCGGGAAAGGGGCAGGCGAGGGGCUCUCCAAAGCCCACUGCGCUCUACCGGCAAAGCUCUGCAGAACGGCGGGGUCUCAGAUCACAGAGGCCAGGACAGCGGUGAGAAAGACACAGAGAGACACAGCGAGAAGCUACAGCCUACCCCGCACCCCCGGCACACACGCACAAACCCAGACAGAGCGAAGCGCCGUUCUGGACGAAGCCGUAGCAAGCAGCAGGCCCUUGAUGGCCUGUACUGGAGAAGGACGGUGAUGGUCCCCGUCAGGCCCAAGCGCGGAGCAGGGCUGCCUCCCUGCCCCCCAUGCUGCCCUGGCCGGUGCCCGGCUGUGCAGGCGCCAAGGUCAGACCUGCCGGUGGCCUCGCCGCAGAUCCCGUCCGUCCGUGGUCCUGGCUCACGACGCUCACUCCCUCCUUCGGACGACGGGCUGCCGUUCAUCAUGCACAAGUUUCUGGGCGACGCCCAGUACAGCGGUCCCUCUCCCAGCCUCUACCCCAGUUACGAAGCAACAACUGGCUGCAAGCGAGGCUCCUCCUGCAUCCUCACCCUCCUGGUGUCCAAGGAGACAGGCUACCCGGGAUUCAGGACGGUGACACUGCCCACCUCCGAGGGCCGCGACCAUGGAGGCCCCCAGCCUGUGGGUGGUCUUCUGUGGAUGCUUCCCCCCGCCCCCGAGCUCCCAGCUGGGACACCGUCGGACGCUGAGAAGGCCUCUGGCCCUGGCCCCUCUCCUCCCCCCGACGUCGUCCUGUGA
This is a messenger RNA of Mesoplodon densirostris (Blainville's beaked whale), 3273 nucleotides long. Its product is annotated as collagen alpha-1(I) chain-like. The coding region runs from base 1 to 3273 and encodes 1090 amino acids. Lineage: Eukaryota; Metazoa; Chordata; Mammalia; Artiodactyla; Ziphiidae. The transcript is spliced from 24 exons. The record is from RefSeq and is a predicted model, not a curated record.